Chionomys nivalis (European snow vole) is the source of this 2134-nucleotide messenger RNA. RefSeq lists its product as uncharacterized. The coding region runs from base 1 to 1620 and encodes 539 amino acids. The transcript has 6 exons. NCBI's taxonomy places the organism in Eukaryota, Metazoa, Chordata, Mammalia, Rodentia, Cricetidae. The record is from RefSeq and is a predicted model, not a curated record.
AUGAGCUCUCCUGAUGAUAUGUCUGUGCGGGGAGGCAGUUUUGGGCCGGAAAGUGGGGAGCACAUGGAAGGAUGCCGCUUUGGCCAUGGAUUCCAGAGGGGACUUGGCUUCGGCUCCGACGAGAGGCUGUUCCGGAGCAGAGAGGACAAAAUGUGUUUCCCUGUCUCCAAGACUUUCCAGUAUGAUUCCUGGUUAGACAGUGAUGAGAUGGAGGGCAGGUCAGUCAUUUGGGGCUGCGAAGGUCGGCCUGGCACUCCAGUGGAUGAGAGAGGGGACAAUUUGGACUUUGCACCGCAGCUGACAGUAGAGGGUACAAGCUUCGGGCAGUAUGUAGCCAACCGGGAGGCCUGGGGUGUCCGCAGACAUCCGUCCCCCAGAAGCAGCGCAUCUGAUCCCUUUGGUAUUUGGGGAGACACAGACACAGGCACAAGCAGGAGAGGCUUGCGACCUCCGACCUCUAUGGAAGGGAAGCAGUUCUCAGCUAGCCAACUGCACUCCAGGGGUCUGGGGCAGGGCAGGGCCUGGGUGGCCCCAAGAAGAGGUGCCAAAAGCAGGAUAAUAGCCAGUGAGGAUAUUCAUUAUCCGUCCUCCGAUCCUGAGUCUUCUGAUGAGGCCAGAGAGACACAAAUGAUGAGGGUGACCAUUUGCCUCAAAGAAGGAGGCCAAGGCAAGUCCAGUGGCCUCACUGAGCUGGAAGACACAGGCAGACACACGACUGUCCAUGGCAGGGAAGGUUUCGUCCAUGUGCCCCCCUCUGUACUGUCCAGUGCUACUCUGACACUCAGCUCAAGCAUGGAGAAGCAGGCUUCAGGAGAGCUGGAAGGCUCCCUGACUAAGAAAAAGCAAAGUAUGGUCUGGGGCAAAGAAGGGAGCAGACACAGCAUCCCAGGAGCCACCGCUGCCGCCGCCACCUCUGCUGUGGUCCCUGCCCCUGCUGCCACUGCUCCAGGUGCCAUUCCUAAGACCAGUCCUAGAAAGAAGGCAGCACAAGAGAAGCCUCAGAAGCAAGCUCAUGAGAAGUCCUUGUUAGAUCCCUCAAGACCCCUGGGAAGAACUUUCCCAGCAUGGGGACAGAGACUCAAGUCAGCUCCUGUAGGACCAUCCACCCUCCCCCCAAUCUCUGGGGUUGCCCUGCUGGGGAAGGGCAGUAAAUGCUCACUGCCUUCGGGGCCCAAAGAGUGCAAGCCCUUCUGCACUGGGAAGAAAUCCCUGGCAAAGAAGACAAAGGAAUCCCAGCCAGGAGCCAAAGAAGAUGAUGACUCCACCAGAGAUUCUGGCCUGCAGGCUCAACUUCCAACACACAGGGCAGAGCAACCUUGCAUGUUCAUGCAUCGUGGAGAAAUGAGCAGUGGAGACCCCAACCUCCGAGCACCCCAAGUUCCAGGAAACUCUCAAGUCUUGAGGCAGAGAAGUGCCCGGCUCAGAGCUCCUGCCUCUGCUGUUUCAGCUGAACAGGAUCCAACUGUGGAUCCUUUACUACCUGUUGGAGAGAGUCAGGUAGAAUUAGUACGAGGCACGCCAGGAUGUCCGCAGUGCCUGAUGUUACAGAAGGAAAUAGAGGAACUCAAGGAACAACUAGCCUUCAUGCAGGCCCUCAAUGAAAAGUUCGAGGCUCUUUGAAGGGAGCGUUCUGCUGUGCACAGGAUCUUUGAAGUUGAACCCAGCGCCCCUGCAGAAGAGGCCAGGCUACUACCCGUGGAUCCUGCUCCCUUCCAGUCACUCUGCAGCAGUGGAUCUCGGACUCCCUCCUGCUGCGACCCUCUAAUGCAGUUCCUCAUGUUGGGGUGACCCCAACUGUACAAAUUAUUUCGUGGCCACUUCAUACCUGUAAAUUGGUUACUGCUAUGAAUUCUAAAUGAAUUUUAAUGUCAGUAUCCCAUAAGUUGAGGACCUCUGCUCUCCAGCCAGAGCAGACUUUGUGCCCCUGCUUUUGUCCCUGCCUGUCCUCGGUGACAGCUGUUGCACAUUAAGUCAUUUUGUCCUAUGUUCUCUUUUGGUGGGUGAUGAGGUACAGCAAUGGGGUGGAUACUGUUCCUUCACACCCCUCUAAGAAUACCAGUCCUCAUUUACACUCCACUCUAUCUCCCCCAAUACAGUUCUCAUGCAUGAGGUUUUCAAAACGGAAAUAAAGAAU